AUGUUAGGCACACCGUACCGGAGUUUUGCUGAGGCAGUAUCUUAUGCCUUGGACAUUGAGUCGGACUCACCUGCCGGAUUUCACCCUAGGGAUCCUGGUGGCCCUAGCCAGGGUCCAUCUAAGAGGGCUACUUCCACAUCCGGUUCUGGUUCUUCAGUUGGUAGUGUAAAGAGCAGUGGUUCCAGUUCCAGGUCCCGUACUAGAUCCAGGGGACGUUUCAGGAGAUUCUCUCGGGGUCAGUUUAGUGGACGACAGUCUGGGCAGCUUGAGAGGUCCAGGAGUUAUCAUGGUGGUUCGAGUGGGGCUUCGACUAGCCAGUCAGCUCAGUUUGGGCAGCAUCAGACAGUGGGAUGUUUUAUGUGUGGUCAGCAGGACCACUUCAGGAGAGACUGCCCUUUUUUGGCUCAGGGAGCCAGAUCUACCCCCACUCAGACUGUUGGUCAGUCCUCUGCUGGCGGAUCGACUAGCGGUGCCCGCACCAGCUCGGUAGGCUGA
This is a messenger RNA of Rosa chinensis, 495 nucleotides long. RefSeq names its product DNA-binding protein HEXBP-like. The record is from RefSeq and is a predicted model, not a curated record. The coding region runs from base 1 to 495 and encodes 164 amino acids. The transcript has a single exon. Gene Ontology annotation, molecular function: nucleic acid binding; zinc ion binding. NCBI's taxonomy places the organism in Eukaryota, Viridiplantae, Streptophyta, Magnoliopsida, Rosales, Rosaceae.